GCGCAACAACACCCAUGUUCCGCAGCAGGUUGAGUGACGGCGACAAGGCGCUCCUUCGCUUUGCAUGCUGCACGUACAACCUCAAGAGGAUGGCACGUGGGGAUGGACAGGUUGCUUCAUCGUCUCUUGAUGGGACCAUGCUGCCAACGACAACGACUGUGAGUGAGAAAGAACCAUCACCACCACCGUCAACAUUCCCGCCAUGCCACGCCUCGCAAGCUGUGGACCGGCUGGUACCUCGUUUCCACGGUCAUGUCAAGGCAACCUCUUCCUCGCGAGAUGCAGUCACGUGUAUUCCUCCAACGACAAUCACAGAUACCUUGCUAGACCUUGCUGCGGAGUUUCUCUACUCGGACAGGUCCUCCUCGACAGCAUUCAAUACAGCGAGGGUGUUGCGAAUGGCAUUUCAACAAACUGACCAGGGCUUCUUACGUCCCACCCCAGCUUGUGAGAAGAUUGUCCUUUUCUGGUGCGAUUUUCUGCUCAUGGGGCUACGCGGCGACUACGCGUCGUCCAUGAACUGGACGCAUGAGUGGCCGAUUGUCGUGGAGGUUGUGGAUGCUCUCGUUUUGAACUACGCGAUAUCCCAAGGGCAACAUCCAUCGACGCAGCGUCAAGUUUCCCAUAUCCUGAACAGCAUCUCGGAAGCGUGCAUGACAAACCGCACCAUCGGUCUGACGGUGCUCGAAUGGGCUAUGGAACUCGUCGGACAGUUGGCACUAAAGUGACGAUGAAUCCAGUGGCUCUGACUACGGAUCCUAACUGCUUCGUCAUGGCAUUGAACAAGUGAGCAAGCCAUCAAAGCUGGCUCGUUUUGGCGGUAAGAUGAUAUUAACAAGUCCGCAAA
Molecule: messenger RNA, 847 nt
Organism: Aphanomyces astaci
Lineage: Eukaryota; Oomycota; Saprolegniomycetes; Saprolegniales; Verrucalvaceae
Exons: 2
Coding region: 15-728 (237 amino acids)
Source: RefSeq, a predicted model, not a curated record